This is a messenger RNA of Onychomys torridus (southern grasshopper mouse), 978 nucleotides long. It is a transcript of the gene Klf14, whose product is annotated as Kruppel like factor 14. The transcript has a single exon. Bases 1 to 978 code for a protein of 325 amino acids. Gene Ontology annotation, biological process: regulation of transcription by RNA polymerase II. Gene Ontology annotation, molecular function: DNA-binding transcription factor activity, RNA polymerase II-specific; RNA polymerase II cis-regulatory region sequence-specific DNA binding. NCBI's taxonomy places the organism in Eukaryota, Metazoa, Chordata, Mammalia, Rodentia, Cricetidae. The record is from RefSeq and is a predicted model, not a curated record.
AUGUCAGCCGCCGUGGCUUGCCUGGACUACUUCGCUGCCGAAUGCCUGGUGUCUAUGUCCACCGGCCCGGUGCUGCACCAGCGCGCAACCGACCCCGAGGGCGCGGGAGCAGCAGCUGUCUCCGAGGUGGGUGCGGUGCCUCGGGAGUCGGCAGGGACGGGCUCCGGGGCACGGGGAGUGCUGUGGAUACCCCCAGUCCUCCAGAUCCCCGCUCCUGGCCCCAGCGAGAGCGAUGAGUGUUCCCACCUGCUGGCUGCGAGCGCUUUGGCGGAUCUAAGCUGCAGUGGCAUGGAAUGCUCCCGGGAGGACUCGGGAGAAGCUCCGUGUGUCUCAGCUAGCUGCUGCGAGCCGACCUGGUGCUCCAGCAACACUGGGUGCUCCGAGCCGGUCCCCGCCUUCUUCGAGGAAGAGCUCUCCGGCGCGGAGAGCUCCUGUGGCGAGCCUGCCAUCUUGAGCGCACCCGAGGUCCCAGAAGACCCCGAUGACAGCGGAGAGGUGCCCGAGGGGCCCCCAGGGGCCGGCCCCUCGCCAGCAAUAGGCGCUACGUUCCGAAGGAGGCAAAUUACACCCGCAGCCAAGCGACAUCAGUGCUCCUUCCCGGGCUGCAACAAAGCCUAUUACAAGUCUUCGCACCUCAAGUCUCACCAGCGCACCCACACGGGGGAGCGCCCGUUCUCCUGCGAUUGGCUCGACUGCGACAAGAAGUUUACCCGUUCUGACGAGCUGGCCCGCCACUACAGGACGCACACCGGUGAAAAGCGCUUCUCCUGCCCGCUGUGCCCCAAGCAGUUCUCCCGGAGCGACCACUUGACCAAGCAUGCCCGUCGCCAUCCAACUUACCAUCCCGACAUGAUCGAGUACCGGGGGCGUCGUCGCAUUCCCCGCCCUGAGCCACCACCCCCAGCCAUGGUGGAAAGCUCCGGUUCCGACUCCAGCCCCGACUCUGGCCAGGAGACCAGCUUCACUGCUUGCCUGUAG